Messenger RNA from Rhipicephalus microplus (southern cattle tick), 12281 nucleotides. It is a transcript of the gene Helz, whose product is annotated as Helicase with zinc finger. Gene Ontology annotation, molecular function: helicase activity; metal ion binding. Gene Ontology annotation, biological process: regulatory ncRNA-mediated post-transcriptional gene silencing. Gene Ontology annotation, cellular component: P granule; cytosol. NCBI's taxonomy places the organism in Eukaryota, Metazoa, Arthropoda, Arachnida, Ixodida, Ixodidae. The record is from RefSeq and is a predicted model, not a curated record.
GUUACUGCAGCCAGCUCGUGGUGUGUGGCAACGAAAUCGUGCUGGUCUAUUGACCUUCCCGUUAGCGCAGUGAUUACGGUAGCCGGAGCGUCUCCAGGACCCCCGUUUGCCGUCUACGCUCAGCGCGCUGUCUCGUCGGCCUGUCACAUCCAACGGAGAACAUAUCUCCCGGCUCAAAAAUCCGCUACAACAUGAGUCACCGCGUUGGAAGAUAAGCUUUACCCAGCAGCUGUCGCGCUGAGCAUGUUUGCAAGCAUCGUUCGUAUACGCGUCGCCCACCUUUGAUUGGUUUUCAGUGCCGUAGGGGUACCACAUGGCGCGGCAAUGCAGCCCUGCGUAGCAGGCUAUGAUCAUAUCCUUUGGCUCCUGUAGUCCAGGCAAGAGAAGCCUUCGCACAUCACGAACAUGUCUUGGGCUGAUGCAGAUCAGUUGGACUUCACUUGCGAGUUCUGUGGGGUCAGCUUGAAUGGGGAGAAAGAGUUUCGGGACCACUGUAACUCGCUCGAGCACCGGGCGGUGCUUGUGUCCGAUGGCGGCCGCACGUGGAAGCACCGGCCACCGCCACGCGGCAUCCCAGCCGACGAACUCUCAAUUUGUCAGAAUCACCAUCUGUACGGUCAGUGUCGGCUGGGGAGCCAGUGCUGCGAGGCCCAUAGCGAGGACGAGCUGGCUGAAUGGCUGGAACGCCUCAAGUACCGCAGGGAGAGGCUUAAGAAGGCUCAGCAGAAGCACCUUGAGGGUUAUCAAGAGUACGCCAAGGAUCUGCUGGAGCGGUACUCGGAGGCGAAGGACCCCAUGGACAUGCAAAGGGUGAUGACUGAGAGCUUGAAGGGCCUUCGGCUAACUUGUCGGCAGCAGCUCAAGCGAACGGUCAUCUCCAAGGAGAGCGAGCUCGUGUGGGAGUUUGAGCUCUGCACCAUCACACCCCUUCAGCGCCUGGUUCUGCUGCACGACGCGUAUCGGGGCCACUUUGAGCUGAGGCUGGUGGAGAAGUCUCCGUUUAAGUUUGUGCUUGCGCCGGGCUGCCAGGAGUGGGUGAACAGCCUCCAGACACCUGCCAGCAAGGACGUGCUCAUCUACUACAUCCAGGUUGGCUUCAGGUCGACCAUGUAUGCCACGUUUGUACAAACGCUGGCCUUCGACUUCGGUGGCUACCCCGUCCUGAUUCGAAACUUUAGCGUCGACACGGUGGCUCCAGACACUCUGAGCACAAUUGAACGCAGCCGCCGUCUCAUUCUGACGGGUACAGGACGCUGGAACGCAGCCGCCAUUGAUCUCGUAGCCUUUACGGAACGAAGGAGUGUCAGGGCACAGAGCCUGCUAGAGAUGUAUCCGGCUCCCGACAUGGACACGUUUCAGCUGACGCAGGCAGUCAUAGGCGAGGUGCUGACUCGGGAGAAUUACAAGCCCCGGAUGCACGAGCUGCUCUAUGUUGAGGAGAUGGCACGUGCCGACAUCAUUGCCCAGUACAAUGUACGGGUGUUACUUGACAUCACCGACAAUCUGCAAACGUCGUCGGCCAACGCGACCGAGGCGUACUACGCCCAGGGGGGCGAGCUAUUCGCCUGCCUGUGUCUUGACUCGGACAUUACCGAGGAUACACCUGCCGGCCGCCUGGUCCUGCAGAACUGCCAACUCGUCUGGCUGGCCCCUGUUAGGACGGCCGACACUGGGGAGGUCAGGCCGGCCAAGCCGAGGGUGUAUGAGCUGCCCAUCCAGCUGGCCAAGAAGGACCGUGUCUACAUUCGACUGACGAGAGUGUGUGUGAACGAAUUCAAGCUGGAACCCGAUACGAGCAUCGAGGCAGAGGUUCAGUUCCUGCUCGAUCGGGUGCCGAUGUGCGAAAUGCAUUACGCCGUGGACAAGUUGCCCAUGGCCAGUCUUGUGUUUCCGGACUUCAGCAUCCAGCCUCCACGUUGCCCACCGGAAGAAUCUUUGACAUGGGACCCACGGCUCAACGAGCAGCAGCGUCAGGCAGUCGCGGCCAUCACGGCGCCUCGCACGGUUCCCAACGUGCCACCCAUUCUUGUGGUGGGACCCUUCGGCACUGGCAAGACCUUUACGCUGGCAAAAGCAAUGCUUGAGGUUGUCAAGCGGACGCCGGAUUCGCGGGUGCUGGUCUGCACCCACUCCAACAGUGCGGCCGACCUGUAUGUGUUGGAGCACCUGGAUAAGGAAGUGCAGAACCAACCGGAACUGUGUCCUCUGCGAAUUCUCUACGAGUACCGAAUGCCCAGUCGCGUGGACCGACGCCUGCUCCAGUACUGUCUCGAGGUGCCUCGGGAUCAGCAGUCCAAGCAGGGACCCUGGUUUCGACAGCCCACGGCUGAGGAAAUCGAGGGCCACCGCGUGGUGGUGACGACCCUGUCGUCGUCCCAGAUGCUCCUCACAAGCAACAUCAAGAGAGGUUUCUUCACGCACAUUUUCAUUGACGAAGCGGCACAGGCGAUGGAGACUGAGUGCAUUCUGCCCCUUGCCCUGGCUGACGAGUACACCAGGAUAGUGCUUGCUGGCGAUUACAUGCAGCUGAACCCAGAGGUGUUCUCGGUGUUCACACGUGAGCGCCGCCUGCACGUGUCCCUGCUGGAGCGACUGCUCGAUGCAUUCCAGCACGCCACCCGAGGCAGCGGGAACGCCCGGCACCCAUGCCAGGUCGUGCUCGAAGACAACUACCGGUCGCACGAGGCAUUGGUACGUUUUGCCUCGGAGAGCUUCUACGGGGGACGACUGCGUGCUGUCGGAAGUCCCGGGCCACACCAUGUGCUCCACGCCCUGAGCUUCUUCGUGGCGCAAGGCGAGGACACGCCCCAGAAUGGCAGCACCUCUUAUGUCAACCACAAGGAGGUGCUUGAGGUGUGUGAUGUCGUCAAGCGGCUGGUGGAACAGUGGCCCAUGACUUGGGGGCCCCGUGACCCAUCGACCGUGGCAGUCGUGACGCCUUACUACGACCAGGUGCAGUGCAUUCGUAUGGAGCUACGAAACCACAAGCUGUCCCAGGUUCGAGUUGAGAGCGUUGCCAACGUUCAAGGCAAGGAGUUCCGUGCCGUGGUUCUGAGUACGGUUCGUACUCGUGCCACCUGCGUACAGCUGGAGCGUAAUACGCCCUUCAAGACUGCGCUCAACUUCGGCUUUCUCUCGGACGCCAAGCUUCUCAACACUGCCCUGACGCGGGCGCAGUCGCUCGUCGUCGUCGUAGGGGACCCCAUCUCGCUCUGUUCCAUCGGUGACUGUCGGACACUUUGGGAGAAGUUUAUCUCGACCUGCGCUCGACUGGGCAGCCUGUAUUGUAUGCGAUGGGAGGACAUUAAGUAUCAGCUGGAAGGGUUUGAGCUGCAAAAGGAGUACGGCCUUAACCCACACGCCAAGUGUUUUUGGCCCAAACAUCCUUUCCUGGACAUAAAUCCAGUGGCCCAUCCACAGCUGCCCACUCAGCCGACAGUGGCACCUGGAUUCAAGGGGCCUCCGUGCUCAACAUAUUCAUCCAGCCACAUGCCAGCAGCCCGACCUAACUGCUACGUGCCCGCGAUAGACCGUCGUCUAUUCAACAUGCCGCCCCCCAGAGUACCUAUCAACAUGCCGCCCCCCAGAGCCCGCUAUCCUCCACCCUUGCUGAACAGCCAAGUUGCGCCUAGCCUGUGGCACGGCCCCCCGCCACUGCCAGUGCCACGCUCGUUGAACGAGCAGCAGGUGAACAGGAUGUAUGCCCUAAAACAGGUGCAGCUGCAAGCACAGAGGCAACAGCACCCUCGGCAAACGUGGCCACAGCACAGCUGGCCUGCACCGGAACAUCCGGAGGCCCAGUACCAGCACUUUCCUCCUGCGCCACCUCGGCCAGUCGGUCAGCCACUGUACCAAGGACAGUCGGUGAACUUUCCUUGGCCAUUCCCUUCUCACAGACCGCCAAUGCCCGUUCCUCAGCAGCAGAUGCCCCCUGAAAUUUCAUCUAGACAGCUGCAGACCGAACAAAAGCCAGCUGCCCAGCCAAGUGCACAGCCGAAAGCGGUGCACCUUCAAGCGAGCAGCUAUGGACAGAAUCUCGUCCAAACGGAACAGCCGCGCAAGCAGUUGCAGAGAUCGCCUCUUGGGUUUAACUCUGAAAUAAGUUCUUCCGCAAGUGACUCGGGUAGAGCCCCCGUAGCUGCGGCUUCAGCGAGGGCGACGAGCGACAGUCCAGACGCAGCCUUUCGUAGCAUGAUGCUUGGUGAGGAGGACGAGGAAGUAGGGUGGAAGUCUGUCAGCACAAACAAGCCACUGACGAAUGGAACUGUAUCUGAAACGAGGUUGCCCCGCAAAAAGAAAGCGGUUGCACCACGAUUUGCCGCUGCCAUGCAGCAUUCGAGUCGGCCGACCCGUCAACCCGCCAGCCAGCCGGACAGGCCAGCAAAGGCGCCUCUUAACGGAGUGAUCGCCGGGAAAAGCUUUGCAGGCACCGGAGCUGUCACUCAAGCUCCGCAGUCGUCACAGUCUGCUUGGCCUGAAGUCCGCAAAUCCAACUGUGCCACGCAGAACGGUGCAGCACAGGUCAAGCCCAAGGAGUUUAGGAAUUCCGUCUGUUCUGGAGGACAGAGCCGUGCGCCACAGUCUCAGGAGCUAAAGCAGAAGGACAGGCCGACAGUCGCCUACGUCACUGCUGUGACAGAGCCCGUGGCAUGGGAUACUAAGGUUUUCCGCGAGACAAAGCGUUCGACAGAGCGCGGAGCCUCUUCACCCGGGACCAUCAACAACAUCAAUUUCGGCCUGGAUCUGUACAAAGCACUCACCAGCGACGACGUGUCCCACAAGGAUCGCUCCAAGGACUCAACAAAGCUGACUGAUGCUCUUAGGGUAGGAUUUGCCCAGGCUGGAUAUUCGCAGGCCACUGCUGGGCAGAGGACAGCUGAGGACCAGACAACAGUGGGAUCCAAGUUUGGUCCCAUUGGAAGCAGGAUACCUGACAAGCCCAAGCUGUCGUACAGUGAUGCUCUGCGUAAUGGCCAGACGAAUGGUUCUGUUGCGCCCAACACCAGCAAACGUUGACAGAUGGAGCAGUGCUUGCAUGUGUGCCCGAUAAGCUGGUGUUGGCGACUGUGCAGUUUAUGUGCGUCUGCUGGUCAGACAUGGAAGAUAGCACGCUGGGUUGUUUUUCACGACCAGGAAGUCGUCACUGUUUUGUGGAACAUCAUAAAUGUGAAUAUCUUAGUUUUCUUCUAGCGGUGUGCCAGAAUACUCUGACGCGUGCAUUCUAUCUUUUUUUAUCAUUCUGGACCACCAGCAGUCUGAUUAAUUUUAAGUUGGUGUCAGGUGCUGCCGUAUCAGCUAAUUUGCUCCAGCGGUGCCCCUUUGUACGUAGAUGCUAAAAAUGUCUGCGUCGUGUGUUUAAUUUUAAAGUAUUGCGUAGUACAAGUUUCUUCCUCAUUCUUUCUUCAGUGGAACUUUUGAUUGUUUUGCGAAAGUUCUUUGCCGUUUCGUUUGCGUCGAUUGCGUUUCUAUGACGUGCUAAGCGUGACCGUCGAUGCGCACCAGCUCGCUGCGCAAAUGUCCACUCUUUGAAGGAAUUCAACACAGGCGAAACAGAGCAUGUGGUUGCCAUACUCAUCUUUGGACGUGUGCAUUGCGCCAAGGCGCUUGUGUCUUCGUGAUCACUCGCAAAAGAAUCUGGCCGAGACGGCAAAGCCAUGCAGUUUCGUCUCGUCCAUGCUUGGAACGGCCGUGUUCCUGAUCUCUCGCAGCAUUUUGGUCUUUCUAACGCUAAAUCUGUAGCGUCGCUUACGCCAUUUUUGUUUUCUUCCGUUCAUCUCGUGCUCUGCCUUGAUGGCAGUGCUUCUCCAGGGAAGAGGAAUGUCCGAGGUUUUCCGCAAUUUGCAGUUCAUUGGAACUUUUGCAAUGGCGAACAGUGCUUCGUGGUCUGUGAUAGGCGAGGUGUAAACAGCUGUGCACGAUUCUGUGCUGCCCUUUUAGGGCAAAAGCGCUCAGUGCGAAUUUAUGUGCACAUCCUAAAUUAUCUCGAGCGUUGUUGCAGCGUAGACAAGUAUACCAUAGCAAGCUCGUGUAAAAAAAAAAAAAAGACGGUAUUCGGGGAUGCGAGUGUCUCUAUUAAUGUCCACUUUUGCUUGAGCUACUUUGUGCAGUUUGUUGGGUGGCGAAUCGGUUUACUUUUGCAUUUGAAGAUAUUCGGUACUGCUCCUGUCACUUCAAGGUCCAAUCUAGGGGUCAUUGCCUCGAUAGUAGAGCUUACCUGUCCAUUUCAAAUUUCGCUCAUUUUACAAGACUGCCAGGAGUAUCCUUAGGGACGGUUUACAGAGUUGUCCAGGAGUGCUGUUUGUGCGGACGUGGAAGAACAUUGGACCAAUGUCAAUGUGGCCGUGUUAAGCCUGCCUCCGUUUCGAGGUUCUAAGACGAAUGGUAGCGAUAACCUUGUCUUGAAUCUGCAUAAAUUGUGGAUCUGAUGACCCAUUGUGUGGCUCUGCAUUUGUUGUUAGUCUUGGGUAGCGUGGGAUUAAAUUGUUGGGGUUUCAGAAGUUCGCUCGAAAUUAUCGCUGGAUGUAAACGUACUGUCUAUAUGUGUGGACGACUUCAAGGUGUCGUCAGUGCUUUUUCUUUGAGUGCGUCCGGGUUAACGUCAAAAGCUGUUUUUAUUUUUAGUUUACUGCUGAUGCAAGUUGUGUCAUGAUCGGUCAUAAAGUAGAGACAAGGAGUGUGUCCCCUGCGUAGGAAGGCGUCACCUUUACGACAUUUGUCGCUUAUUUUUUUUAAAGCGCUUGGAGGUGGUGUUUGUUUUUUUUUUCUUCAUAAAUGAAGUGACCCUUCCUAUCUCCUUUCCCCUUCCCUCCACAUUUGUCAUGCACAGUUGUGAGAGCUAUUUUGAAUCUGAGACUUGCGUGGGCACAUUGUGGGAUGUGCACAUGUGUGACAUGCGUAGAGUGUGAUGUGCACAGUGUGUAACAUGCACCUAAGUGAUGUUUUUGAGAUUGUGAUCUAUGCGAGGUGGUCGAGUGUGCUCCUACUUUAGCCGACGCCUCACGGGAGUAUUGCGGCGCUGCUGUUAAUGACUUGCUUGUGACUGUUGUGAAGCGAAUCCUUUCUUUUCUGUCAAUGCUCGAUCUAGAAAGUACGACUUGUGAGACCGGGACAUGUCAGUGAGCUUCCGGUACACAGAGUGUCAUCUGCAGUAAAAUACAAGCUUGUCACAAAAUGUUUGCAUAUCCGAGAGGGUAGCAUUUGUUUGAAUCCCUAGUCCAGCUACAUUUGUGAUUUUGCCACUUCUGAAGGAAAUGAACUGUCCAGCUAGUAUUGAUUAUAAACUAAAUAUGCAUUAUGUCUUUUGAAGACAUUUUAUUGUUCUUUUUGAUUUUCUUUUGUGUUGGCUGACAAAAUUUUAUUUCAUAGGGCUCUGUUAAGUUAAUAAGAAGAACUGAAGUCAGUAAUAAUGCCGAUAUAGCGACUUUCUCUCAUUUUUUUUUUGUCAUGGGUUCGAAGGGUCAUUAUAAACACCCAUUUGACAAACUACAGGUCGAGUGGUUUUGUAACGAUUGCAUUGCAAAAAUAAUGAAAUAAGGAAAGUAGUUGAUUUAAAUAUCCCUUUUGAGCUGCUGCCAGCCAUUGCAAAACUUAAACCACGAAUUAGUUUUUGAUUUUUUUUCUUGGAACAACUCUAAUAAAAUAAGGCCCGUGUACUCAGAUUUGGGUGCACGUUAAAGAACCCCAGGUGGUCAAAAUUUCCGGAGCCCUCCACUACGGCGUCUCUCAUAAUCAAAUAGUGGUUUUGGGACGUUAAACCCCACAAAUCAAUCAAUCAAUCAAUCAACUCUAAUAAAAUAGGAGCAUUGGAGACUAAACAUGACCUGAUCUUGUGAAAAAUAGAAAUAAUGCAAACAGAAAAAUUUCAGGACAAAAAAGAAGAGCGAAUGAAGCCAUUCAUAGCGAUGUUCGCAGGCUUAAAAACUGGCGUUUUAGCAAUGCUUAACAUGCAAAUCACUUGGUGCAGUGUUGCGACGGCUUGGGACUGUCAGCUAUGUAUCGUGGCGCCUUGUAUGAGUUGCAACAAAGUGGACACGGUUGAAAUGGCCCCAACCUUACACUGUAGCACCUACAAAUGUAAAAUUCGUUUGGAGAUACCAGUAUCUGAAACAAUUCCUACGUUAUUCGUUUUUUAUGUUGGCACCACCACGCAGUGUUGGCGACGCUUUGAACACGGGCAGCGCGUUGCAACUUGUGCUGGCCACAAUAGUACGAGCCAUGCAGCUGUGAUAUCAUUCUGGGCAAGGGUCUCCCCUUGUGCUGAGCUAAAAACCAUCUGACAUGGCUGUGGUGCAUUGCUACUAAUAGAGCAGUUGCAAAGCUGUUCACGUGUUUCUGUGUGUAUGCGCUGCGUGAGUUGGCAGCAAAUUGCUCGGCGGCACAUUGUUUGGUGGAGUGGAUCAGCAAAGUGGAUCAACAGAUUGGUAGGGUAGGGUCUGUUUGUACAUCUUAAGCUUGGGAUCACACGGCCUGAACAGAAACGUAUGGCAUAAGUUAUCAAAAACGUUACACGUCACUCUCGACUCUGGCUGCGUCAGUAGCAACACUUGGAAAAUAGAACUGCAAAGUGGCACGGCGUACUGGCCCCACUGCAGCUCGGGACAGCCACUGACACUGGAAAAAAUGCGACGCUUACGCAACAUUAGUGAAAACCUUGCCUCUCGUUCAUAUUGUACAUUAGUAAUUCGUACGUGAUGUUUCUGUCCACGUCUCGUAAUUCUGAGCUGUUUAGGUGCAAAUAGACUGCCCUGAUUAGCAGGCUGGUAUGCUGCGUACAUUCAUUUUAGAUCUACAAUGGUGUGCUGUAUUGGUAUGGUUGCCACGUUAUUAGAGAAGCACGGAACAGCGCUUCGAACAGGACAAAGUGAAUAUGCGGACGUGAUGCUGAUUAGCUACUGCUGUUUGGUGUGAUUCAGCUGAAAUACUUAGGAAGCAGGGUGUGCACCAAAGUUGAGAAUGACCCAAAAUUAAGGAUGUCAAGCCACAUAUUAGUAGCAGGCUUGUAAGAGCCUCAUUCUACUGUUGUGUAGAAAUAUGGAGGGUUAGCUACUGCAAGGAUCACCGUGUCAACAAACACAUCUUGCUGCAGUUAUCACUGGCACACAUUGCUCUUGUGAUUUUUCCACGAACCGCCCGACAGACUCCAUCUUUUAUUUGUGCCAACAGUCAACCAAACAACUGGGGAUUGAGCUCCUGAGAAGGAAUGUGUGUUUCCGGGAUGUCCAGAGUGGCUAAUCAACAGUAUUUGAAACAUCAUGUGCAGAUUCCUCACUCGUGUUCCACUCUUAGAUGCAAAACUUAAGUAUUGCCAAGUUUUUUCUUUUUUUUUUGGCAGUCGAGUAAAGUAUACUUGUGCUAGAAUAAACACCCAAAAAAUAACGAGAGUUCUAACUUUGAUAUUACACUAAUCGGUUAAAUACUAAUUGGUUAGCCGAGCUUAUCGACAAAGCAAGCAUCCCCAGCUUAUCAAAAGGGCAACUUCACAGGCUAUACUUACAAUUCACAUGUAUAAAUUUCAAUUAGUAGGCUUCAGAAUGACAUAGCACAAGGAUACCUUGGGCAUUACAGGGUAUAACUGCCUUUAUUUCUUAUCACCCUGUGUGGUUAUUCUAGCAUUGCCCGCAUGUAAACUCUGGUGAAGGCACAAGACUCCUUGUUGAGCCUCGAUACUGAGAAUGAUUCGAUGUAGCGAAAUUAUGCAUGAUUUGGUUGACCAUCCUUCGCUUCAGGGACAUAUUAUAAUGAGACUAGAAAUGCGAGACCUGCCACAUUAUGGGCGGUAAUUAAAAAAAAUCUUGUUUCUGUGGCACUCAACAUUUGGAAGUAGCAUAAAAAGCAACGUUAAUAUUAACAACAAUUCACAGCCACAUUGUUUCAAUUGUCUCAAAAAUUUGGAAAAGUUUGGUCAUAGACUGCAGAAACGCAACAAACCGUGCAGGAGGCGAUGGUCUUGUUGAAGAACAUGCGGACCGGGAUCGACUUAAGGGAUACAAUGAACUAACCAAGGGGUUCUACUUGGCCCGCCAAUGCUAUCCUCCGCCUUAUGACAGUUUAUGCAGAGCCCAAGCAGUUACCUGGCGACAGUUGAAGAUGAUCACUUAUCCUAAUCUUCUGAUAUGUCACCAAAUAUACCCUGAGAUAUAUAGCACCAACAUCUGUAACGUCUGCCAGACAGACACAGCUACGCUAACACACAUGCUCUGGGAAUGCGAGGCUAAAGUGAAGUGUAUUCUCGAUGUUCUUUCGGCGAGGUGGGGAGCCGCUCUGCAGAGCUACAAGCUUGCCGACCAACUCUGGGCAGUCCAGCAGGCCCGUGAAGUGGCGGAGAGACAAAGCCUAGACGUGCCGACAUGAGAGACCUGAGCCCGAACCACUAAUUUGCCGAACAAUAAAUAAAGUUUUUCCACUACCACCACCACCACUGCAGAAAAACAAGUGUUAGGGCUGGUUGGGCCCCCGUAUGAACCGAAGUUUGAAAUGCGACAAGGAGACAGCUAGGUAGGUAUUUCCUUGUUGGUAGUGGAUUUGAAGACUAUGAUCACACGUUUUUGUACCUAGAAUUUUUGCAUGAGUGGGACUGUUGGUGCUGAUUUUUAUCUCUAUUGUAACCACAAAUGUCGGGUAUAGAAAACUUAUUUAUGGUCCCAAUACCUGGUGCUGUUUGUCAACACCACGUGUGUCGUUCUUCCUUUGCCCUGCCUAAAGCUCCGUUUGAUUUUGUUAAUUUAAAAAGCAGCAGAGGUAUUGGCAUAUUGUCAAUUUUAUUAUGGCGCUUCUCCACAUGGUAGCCGUGGAUGGGUGACAACUGUGGGCAUGGCAUAAUAACUGUGGGGAUGGGAUUGAGUAUGAUUUUGUUCAUUUAAGGAGGCAGACUGGUGUUAGACAUUUUUGUUUAUUUCUUCAGUGAUCUUGAUCAAACUGCACAUGAUUAUGCAGUUUUUUCUGCUGAUUUCAAACAUGUAAUUAGUUUUCCUGUAACUGGUCUUGUUCCCGAGAUAACUUAAGUUCAUCCCCUUUUGGUUAACGCUGCCAUAGAAAAAAAAGUGCUUAAUUAGAAGUUAUAUUCAAGAUAUGCUAACAUAGACCAGUAACUAUAGAUUGAAAGUAUGCAAGAGCUUUUUGUUUAUAGGCCUUUCUUGGUUAUUUUACAGUAAAAUGAACUAUCCAUAUUCAAAAGCAGUUGGAAUUGUGUUACAAUUUUGAUGAGUAAUUAAUUAAAAAGGCUUGUGCUCUAAAUUCUGCUCCCAUAUUUCCACUCUACACACAUACAGGUUUCCAUUUCAAAAAGAAUUAUUGUUGUACCUGCCCUUGCUGCAGAGAUAUUGAGACCUCAAAAUGGAACAGCCGUAAAUUUACUUCUUUUGAGAAAAAUGAAAAAAAAAAAAAAAAACCAACUGAAAACACAGCUUCUUCAAAAAGUAACAAUCAUGGUGCGCAUGUUUUGAAAUCCUCAUAAAGGUGCUCAUAAAUUCGUAGCAGAGCUUCGAACACAGCUGCCGGCAAAUUAUAAAGAAGCCUUGAAGUCGGUUCCCAAUAUUCUCGCCUCGCAGGUUCUGCAUGUUAACAGCACCAAGAAUCUGGACAGUUAGAAUGACACUACAAAAAAAAUUACCAUUUCCUGGUGUGUGAAAAUAUGCAGAGAUACUUGCAGGAACCAAAAAUGUCAGUUUUAAAAAAUGAAUUUUUUUGUCGCUUUUUGGUCCCAGUCUGCUCCCUUCUUAAAACACGGAGUGGUCAGCCUCUGGUGAAUUUUGUUGUAUUGUUACUCUGCUUGUGGUGGUGCACGGUGACAAUGGUGGCUGUGGCUUCGUAGCUGCAGAACUUCGGACUCAUUGUGAAGCCAAGGCGCUCUUGUGAAGUGAAAUCGUUGAUCACGUGUGCGGGUUUUCUGCCUUUGUGGCCACUAAAUUAAAAAAAUUUUUUAAGGUGCAUUGCAGUUCUUUGUGUGAAUUUUUUUGUCAGUUCCGCUUGGACAGACGUUUUCUGUAAAAGCUGAUAAUUGAAGCAUGUCGUGGCCUAUUACUGACGAUCGUUUGUUUCUGUGCAUCAGUUACAUGUGUAUGUGCUAAUGAUCUCCCAUAAACAUGGCCACCUUUAGAUUGAUUUGUGGGGUUUAACGUCCCAAAACCACUAUAUGAUUAUGAGAGACGCACCUUUCAAAUUGCUGUCACCCACAAUCAUACGGAAUUUCAUGUUUUUGAUAUGGUCUUUCUCAAAGGUCAGAUGGCUUUAAUUCCUGGAAUAAAAAAAAGAAAAAUGAUACUUUUUCAUCGAAAGAAAAAAAA